GAUGGGCCACAGUCAACGCUGCAGUCGGGCUCCUGAGGGGCUGGAAGUGGCAGAGCUCUGAGGGCCGCUGGGUGCUACAGUGCUUUGCUGGGGGGCUACCCAGCUCAGCUAACUCUUGUUUCAUUGACACAGUGACCAGGAGUCAAACUGUGGAAUGUGCACAUGAUGACGGACAAUAAGGAGUUAGAAGCUGAAAUCCACCCCUUGAAGAAUGAGGACAGGAAAUCGCAGGAGAGCCUGGGGAACCUCACCACAAAGGAGGACCCCUGUAAAAGCCUGCCUCCGCAGUCCCGGCUGUCCCGGUGCCGAACAGUGGUGUUUUUUCUCUCCUUGUUUAUCUGCCUUUUUGUGGUCUUUGUCGUCUCAUUCAUCAUCCCGUGUCCAGACCGGCCUGCGUCACAGCAAAUGUGGAGGAUCGAUUACAACACAGCAGUCGCCUAUGACUUUCUGGCUACGGAAGACAUAAACAAGGACAGGAUCCAAGACGUGCUCUUUCUUUAUAAAAACGCCAACAGCAGUAACCAUUUCAACCGAUCCUGCGCCGAUGAAGGCUUCUCCUCUCCCUGCGCUUUUGCGGCUGCUUUGUCGGGGGCCAAUGGCAGCCUACUCUGGGAGAGGCCCGUGGCACAGGACGUGACCUUCGUGCAGUGCACUGGUCCCCAGCAGAAGAGCAGUGAGGCGUUGUCUGCCUGCAUCCUCGUGGGCGGACCCGGAUCUGUCAUUGCGGUGGACCCCUUCACAGGGGAAACCUUGUGGAGCCAUCCCAGCAGCCCCGGAAGGAACAUGUCCAUCCUGAGUCUCCUGCUCGGGGUGCCCGACGUCAACAAUGAUGGGCUCCCCGACCUGCUGGUCCUCACCAGGGAGGAGAAGGAGGUGAAUGGCUACAUCUACUCGGGCAGCACUGGGAGCCAGGUCGGCCGCAAAAGCAGCCUCGGCGCAGACGGGGAGGGCAGCUCACUACUGCAUGUCACCAGGACGGGCGCCCACUACCUCCUCUUUCCCUGCGCGCACUCCCUCUGCGGCUGGUCCAUGAAGAGUCUGUUUGAGGAGAUGACAGGGAGACAGAGCCUCCUCAGGAAGGACCCGCUGUGGGAGCACGCCAUCAACGCCACCACCCACAGGGUGUCGUCACCCAGCCCCGGAGCCAUCCGCUACCAGAUGCACGUCCCCGGGAGGGCCGGCGAGGACCUGCUUCUUGUGGGCUCUGAGGCCUGCGUGCUGCUGGACGGGCAGGACCUGGCACCCAAGUGGACCCUUGGCAACGCCCAGGUCUUCAGAAAACCCGUCCUCGGUCACUACAAACCAGACACCUUGUCAGUGGUCAUUGAAAAUGGAACCAGCAUCGACAGACAGAUCCUGCUCCUGGACCUUGGCACCGGGGUCAUCCUAUGGCGUCAGCCCCUCUCAGGCCUCCCCGGGAGCCCCCUGUCUGCCAACCUGCCAACCGCAGACCACCGCUCCGCCUUCUUCUUCUGGGGCCUCCCUGAGGGGAUCAGCACGAAUCAGACGGAGACCAGGGAUGCCCCCAACAGCCUCUACAUGUUCCACCCCACCCUGCCCAGUGUCCUCCUGGAGCUGGCCAACGUCUCCGCCAACAUCGUUGCCUUUGAGGCUGUCCUGUUCGAGCCAAGCCGCCACGCUGCCUACAUCCUGCUGACGGGCCCGGAGAGCCCAGCCGAGCCUGGCCUGGUCUCAGUGACCAAGCACAAGGUGCGGGACCGCAUCCCAGACAGCAGAGUCGUGCGCCUGGGCCAGGACCGGGCCGAGAGCGACCAGGCCGUUAGGGACCGCUUCUCCCGGCUGCGGUACCGGAGCGAGGUGUGA
Messenger RNA from Trichechus manatus latirostris (Florida manatee), 1824 nucleotides. RefSeq names its product family with sequence similarity 234 member A (gene FAM234A). Gene Ontology annotation, molecular function: protein binding. Gene Ontology annotation, cellular component: cell surface. The record is from RefSeq and is a predicted model, not a curated record. Bases 163 to 1824 code for a protein of 553 amino acids. The transcript has 11 exons. Lineage: Eukaryota; Metazoa; Chordata; Mammalia; Sirenia; Trichechidae.